Messenger RNA from Calypte anna (Anna's hummingbird), 669 nucleotides. RefSeq names its product claudin-8-like. Bases 1 to 669 code for a protein of 222 amino acids. Gene Ontology annotation, molecular function: structural molecule activity. NCBI's taxonomy places the organism in Eukaryota, Metazoa, Chordata, Aves, Apodiformes, Trochilidae. Gene Ontology annotation, biological process: bicellular tight junction assembly; cell adhesion. The transcript has a single exon. The record is from RefSeq and is a predicted model, not a curated record. Gene Ontology annotation, cellular component: plasma membrane; bicellular tight junction.
AUGGCUUGCUGUGUGUUACAGAUCACUGGUCUAAUAUUUGGAGGUAUUGGCAUGGUUGGGACCUUGGCAGCCACAGUUAUGCCACAGUGGAGGGUUUCUGCCCACAUUGAUAGCAACAUCAUAGUGUUUGAGACCAUGUGGGAAGGAUUGUGGAUGGACUGCGUCAGUCAGAUGGGCAUCAGGCUGCAAUGCAAAUUCUAUGACUCUUUCUUGGCUCUCCCCAGACCCUUGGAGGUGUUGAGAAUCCUGAUGUGCAUUGCAGUGGUGCUGUCAAUCAUUUCCUUUUUGACGGCCAUUGUUGGUGUGAAGUACACCCACAGGACCAAGGAGGAUCCCCAGGGCGUAAGUAUCUUCAUUCUGGCAGCUGGAAUUGCCCUCCUCCUGACUGGCAUUCUCGUUUUGAUCCCAGUGUCCUGGAGUGGAGGUAGCAUCAUUCAUGACUUCUAUGAUCCAAAAGUCCCUGUGCCACUGAAACGAGAACUGGGAGCUGCUCUCUAUGUUGGCUGGGCAAGCGCUGCGCUUCUCAUUGCUGCGGGAGUAAUGUACUGUGUCUUCUGGUGCUGGUCUGAUACAUCCUUAAAAUCCAGGUAUCCUUUGAUUUUCCAUCAUAGAUUGCACAAACCUGACCUUGCAGGAGGAACAUCCCGAAGUGUGCAAGCUUAUGUGUAG